Epinephelus moara (kelp grouper) is the source of this 2226-nucleotide messenger RNA. RefSeq lists its product as uncharacterized. The transcript has 16 exons. Gene Ontology annotation, cellular component: lysosome. The record is from RefSeq and is a predicted model, not a curated record. NCBI's taxonomy places the organism in Eukaryota, Metazoa, Chordata, Actinopteri, Perciformes, Serranidae. The coding region runs from base 149 to 2161 and encodes 670 amino acids. Gene Ontology annotation, biological process: immune response. Gene Ontology annotation, molecular function: cysteine-type endopeptidase activity.
GCAGACGCACUGAAAAACAGAGUGAAAAAACAACCAGCAACGUGUGGUUGAGGAAACUCUACUUCCUCUUUUGAGUGUGAUGGUCUGUUGAAGACGGGUGCACUUUCUUGCCGGAAUAAAACAACCUGCUGAUUUUUCUGCAACGAGGAUGCACCUUUUUUGCGCUGUGCUACUUUUGGCCUCUCUGGUCCUUGGACGCUCUUCGUCUGCCUUAAAUAAAGUGUGGGACGAGUGGCAAAUCAAACAUGGCAAGGUUUAUGAUAACCAGACUGAGGUCGUAUUCAGGAGGGCAGUGUGGGAGAAGAACGUGCAGUUGGUGUUGAGACACAAUCAGGAGGCCUCGGCAGGAAAACACAGCUUCACCAUGGGGCUCAAUCAUCUGGCCGACAUGACAGCUGAGGAAAUCAAUGAGAGGAUGAACGGCCUGAAGCUGGAGGAGCCUGUUAAUUUCAGCAAUGUCACUUUUAAGGAAGCGAGUGGUUUAUCAAUACCUCAGAGUGUGGACUGGAGAAAGAGCGGCCGGGUCAGCCCCGUCCAAAACCAGGGGUUGUGUGGGUCCUGCUGGGCCUUCAGCUCUUUGGGAGCUCUUGAGGGGCAGAUGAUGAAGACAACAGGUGUCCUUGUUCCCCUGAGCCCACAGAACCUGGUGGACUGCAGCACCAGAGAUGGAAAUCAUGGCUGCAACGGAGGAUACAUCUCUAAAUCCUUCAGCUACGUCAUCCGCAACCGAGGCGUAGACUCAGAGAGCUUUUACCCCUACGAACACCAGAACGGGAAAUGUCGGUAUUCUGCCAAGGGAAAGGCCGGCUACUGCUCUGAUUUCCACAUCCUCCCACGAGGAGAUGAGAAGAUUCUGCAGGCCGCAGUAGCGUCAGUGGGGCCAGUCGCUGUGGCCGUGAACGCCAUGCUGCAAUCUUUCCAUCUCUACAGAGGAGGUUUAUACAACGCACCAGGCUGUAACCCAAAGUUCAUAAAUCACGCUGUCCUAGUUGUUGGCUACGGCACAGACGGAGGACAAGACUUCUGGCUGGUGAAAAACAGUUGGGGAACUGCGUGGGGAGAAGAAGGCUUCAUUCGAAUUGCCAGAAACAAGAAUAAUCUCUGUGGCAUUGCCAGUUUUGCAGUCUACCCUUCAUUUGUGAUACAGCGAGAAGUUCUUCCUUUUUUAGAUCCAGAGAUGUUACGGAGCCUGCUCCUCACCGUUGUGUGUGGCUUUGCAACGGCCGUUAUCAAUUCUGAACUGGAUCGACACUGGUCACUAUGGAAGAAGAUGCACAAUAAAGUCUAUUCUCACCAGAUUGAGGAGUUAGGUCGCAGGCGGAUAUGGGAAGAAAACUUAGAAAUGAUUAAUGUUCAUAACCUGGAAGUCUCCCUGGGCUUACACACCUAUGAGCUGGCAAUGAACCACCUGGGAGACCUGACCAUUGAGGAGAUCACUAGCACGCUGACAGGCACCUUCGUGCCCUCUGACCUGGUGAGGGGUCCAUCAGACUUUCACGGGGUCAACUCCUCUUUACCAGCAUCACUGGACUGGAGGGAUGAAGGCCUGGUAACCAAUGUCAAAAUGCAGGGUUCUUGUGGCUCUUGUUGGGCCUUUAGUGCAGUCGGAGCUCUGGAAGGGCAGCUCAAGAAGUCUACAGGCUCCCUGAUGUCCCUCAGUCCUCAGAACCUGGUGGAUUGCUCCGUAAAAUACGGCAACCACGGGUGCAACGGUGGCUUCAUGGCAAACGCCUUCCAGUAUGUCAAAAACCAAGGCAUAGCUACUGAUGACGCCUACCCUUACGUCGGCAGGCGUGGUCAGUGCAAAUAUAACCCACAUUUGCGAGCUGCAAACUGCUCAGGCUAUGGCUUCUUACCAGAGGGGGAUGAGUUUGCCUUAAAGGCAGCUGUAGCCAGAAUCGGACCUAUCUCAGUAGCAAUUGAUGCCUCCAGGCCCAAGUUUGUCUUCUACCGUCAUGGUGUGUACAGGGACCACACAUGCACCAACAACGUGAACCAUGGAGUGCUGGCUGUGGGCUAUGGCACUGAGAGAGGACGUGACUACUGGCUGGUCAAAAAUAGUUGGGGUGUAAAUUACGGAGAUGAAGGCUACAUCAAGAUGGCUCGAAACAGACGCAACCAGUGUGGCAUCGCUCUCUACGCUUGUUUCCCCAUCAUGUGAUCGGCAAAUGUUCAAAGUUUUGGAUGUGCAUUUCUUGGCAGUAGUUGAGACAUUUUUUAAAUAAA